Messenger RNA from Prosopis cineraria, 864 nucleotides. RefSeq names its product UPF0481 protein At3g47200-like. The transcript has a single exon. Lineage: Eukaryota; Viridiplantae; Streptophyta; Magnoliopsida; Fabales; Fabaceae. The coding region runs from base 1 to 864 and encodes 287 amino acids. The record is from RefSeq and is a predicted model, not a curated record.
AUGACAGAGAACAAUGAAGAUGGUUUAUCCUCGGACCUGUGUUGUAUCUACAAGGUGCCCCUAAUGAUUUGUCUUCUAAAACCUGAUGCUUACACUCCACAGGUUGUUUCCAUUAGUCCCUUCCAUCACGGUGAUCUGAGGUUGGAAGAAAUGGAGAGGCACAAACAAAUAGUGUUCAAAAGAUUUGCAAAAAGAGCUAUGACAGACUUGGACACUUUGGUCAACUACUUGGAGGAGGAGUUAGAGCCCAAGGUUCGUGCUUCUCAUUCAAAGAGCAUCCAACAUAACAAGAAGGAACUUGUGGAAUUGAUAAUAGUGGAUGCUGUGUUUAUCAUUGAGCUCUUUAGGAUGCUUUAUGAAGACGACGAUGAGGUGAAAAAUGAUGCUAAAUUGUCACAAUCAUGGUUAUUGGAAGCUAUACUUAUUGAUUUCCUUUUACUUGAGAAUCAACUUCCGUUCUUUUUUCUUGAAAAACUAUUUGAUGAUAUAGCAUUUCCACCAAAGCUUAGAGGUCACCUCCCUUCACUUCUUGAUCUUACAUAUUGCUACUUUGGCCAUCAUAACGUUCAAACAUUAAAACCUAACCCUGAUGUCAGGAUAAAACACUGCACAGAUCUUCUUAGAUUGUUUUACUUACCGAAAGAAACAAAACCAGAGAAAAGGCAACCAUUCAAAAUGGAUGGAUCUAGUAUUCUUUUAUACAGUGAAAAUGAGUUACGAGAAGCAGGGGUAAAGUUGAAGGCAAGCACAAGCAAAUGCUUACUAGACUUGAAAUUUUCAAAACCUCCUAUUCUAAAGAUUCCUAAAAUUUAUGUCGGAGAUGACACUGAAACUUCAUUUUGUGAUAUGGUAGCUUUGGAAUAG